Molecule: messenger RNA, 1284 nt
Organism: Truncatella angustata
Lineage: Eukaryota; Fungi; Ascomycota; Sordariomycetes; Amphisphaeriales; Sporocadaceae
Exons: 3
Coding region: 1-1284 (427 amino acids)
Source: RefSeq, a predicted model, not a curated record
AUGGCCCAAACAGAUGCACUCCACUUCAUCAUUGUUGGUGGCUCACUGGGUGGCUUGGCUGCCGGGCUAGCACUUAAGUCAAUCGGCCAUGAUACCACGAUUCUGGAACGUAACCCGACACCAGUGCUAGAACAGCAAGGAGCUGGCAUUGUUGCGGGAGGCGACACCCUGGCUUUCUUCAAACGCUAUAACCGCUGCGAACGCCCAAUAGCUGUGACUUCUCGCCGCCGCCAGUAUCUGGACAGGGAAGGAAAUGUUGUGCACAAAGAAGAGAUGGAUCAGAACAUGACCUCAUGGGAUCUCGCCUAUUUUCUCAUGCGAGCAAACUAUGACAGCAUAGAUAGUAAUCAUUGCAAGGCUCCGCCACCUGUUCCAGGUCACGGCAAAGCAGAACAUCUGCAUGAUCACAACGUCACAGGCAUCAAAGAAGAAGGCAAUAAGGUCAGAGUCUUCUUCAAGCUAAGCGAAGGUGAAGAGGGAAGUAUCGUCGGCGACAUGGUCAUUGGAGCCGACGGCCCAAGCUCGACAGUACGCAAAAUCUUGCAACCAGACGUCGAGCGAAAAUAUGCGGGGUAUUGCGCUCUCCGUGGCACCAUUCCUGAGAACGAUGUGAGUGAAGCGGCAAGGGAAGCUUUCAGUGAACGCUUUACGUUCUUCCACUGUCCAGGAAUUCAGAUCUUGGCAUACCUAAUUCCCGGUGAGGGUGGCACAGUAGAUCCUGGAAAACGUCUCAUCAAUUUUGUCUAUUACACCAACUUCCCAGAAGGCUCUCACGAGUUAGAGGAGAUCAUGACUGACAAGAACGGGAAACGCCGUCCGAUCACAGUCCCUCCGGCCAUGAUAGAUCCAUGCGCGUGGGAGAGGCAACGCAAAAUAGCGGAACAGCGCUUGGCUCCUCAGUUUGCUGAGGUUGUCCGCGCCACCAAGAAACCAUUCGUUCAAGCUGUCACUGAUGUAAUCAGCCCAACAAACUUGUAUCUGAACGACAAAAUCGUGUUGGUCGGCGAUGCGCUUGCAGGAUUUCGCCCUCAUACUGUCGCGUCAACAUCACAAGCGGCAUUUGACGCGAUGAUAUUUGCUGACUACGUAGGAGGCAAAAUAUCUAAAGAGGAGUGGAGGAAGGAGACUAUGGGGUUCGCUAGAUACAUACAGAAGAGAGGUGUUGAUAUGGGAACUCGGUCGCAGCAUCAGAAUUUGCCGCUGGAGGAUCAUAUUCGUGAUCGAAACGCCGCUUCUACUCCGAGAGAAGAGGAGGUUUAUCCAGAUUGGGCAACCGCGAUCUGA